This is a messenger RNA of Aspergillus terreus NIH2624, 1965 nucleotides long. It is a transcript of the gene ampp, whose product is annotated as aminopeptidase P. NCBI's taxonomy places the organism in Eukaryota, Fungi, Ascomycota, Eurotiomycetes, Eurotiales, Aspergillaceae. The transcript is spliced from 8 exons. The record is from RefSeq and is a predicted model, not a curated record. The coding region runs from base 1 to 1965 and encodes 654 amino acids. Gene Ontology annotation, molecular function: metalloaminopeptidase activity.
AUGCUCUUUUCUCACCCUCCCAUUCGACUCGCCUGGUCAUCAGCUUUCCGAUCGGCCCGCCAACUACCCCUCUCUCGUCCCAGGUUCUUUUCUAUCUCUGUUCCACGCUACGCUGUCGACAUGGAGACUGUGGAUACUACCGAGCGCCUGUCGCGACUGCGACAGCUGAUGAAGGACCACCAAGUGGACGUAUACAUCGUCCCGUCGGAAGAUAGUCACCAGUCCGAAUAUAUCGCUCCCUGUGAUGGUCGUCGAGAAUUCAUUUCGGGCUUUUCUGGAUCCGCGGGCACUGCCAUUGUCUCUCUGACCAAGGCAGCUUUGUCGACUGAUGGACGUUAUUUCAACCAGGCCUCCAAGCAGCUCGACAGCAACUGGGUGCUCCUCAAGCGCGGCGUUGAAGGCGUCCAAACCUGGCAGGAAUGGACCACUGAGCAGGCCGAGGGUGGCAAGGUUGUUGGCGUGGACCCGGCUCUUAUCACAGCAUCCGGAGCUCGUAGCCUCUCAGAGACUCUUCAAAAGAAUGGGUCGUCUCUAAAGGGCAUCCGUCCCAAUCUCGUCGAUCUGGUCUGGGGCAAUGAUCGUCCCUCCCCUCCCAGGGAGAAGGUAACUGUGCAUCCUGAGAAAUUUGCCGGAAAGAGUUUCCAAGACAAGAUCAGCGAACUGCGCAAGGAAUUGGAAAAAAAGAAGACGGCGGGUUUUGUUAUCUCUAUGCUUGAUGAGAUUGCCUGGUUGUUCAACCUGAGAGGAACUGAUAUCCCUUACAACCCCGUAUUCUUCUCCUAUGCAAUCAUCACUCCCACUACUGCGGAGCUGUAUGUCGACGAUGACAAGCUGACGCCGGAAGUCAAAGCGCAUCUGGGCCAAGACGUCGUUGUCAAGCCGUACGAUUCCAUUUACGCCGACGCAGAGGCCUUGAGUGCCGCAAGAAAGCAAGAUGCUGGAGAUGCGGCCCCUAAGUUCCUUCUCUCCAACAAGGCUUCGUGGGCGCUUAGCCUCAGCCUAGGAGGCGAGGAGCAGACGGAGGAAGUUCGCAGCCCAAUUGCCGAUGCUAAGGCCGUGAAGAACGACGUGGAACUGUCAGGCAUGCGAGCUUGCCAUAUUCGGGAUGGUGCUGCCCUGAUCGAGUACUUCGCUUGGCUCGAGAAUGAAUUGGUCAACAAGAAGACUACCCUCGACGAAGUUGAUGCCGCAGACAAACUGGAACAGAUCAGGUCGAAGCAUGAGCUGUUCGCCGGUUUGUCGUUUGACACUAUCUCGUCCACCGGUCCCAAUGGAGCUGUCAUUCACUAUAAGCCUGAGAAGGGUAGCUGCUCCAUCAUUGACCCCAACGCGAUUUAUCUCUGUGACUCUGGAGCUCAGUUUUUGGAUGGAACAACGGAUGUCACUCGGACAUUCCAUUUUGGAAAGCCUACUGAGCUUGAGAAGAAGGCUUUUACCUUGGUUCUGAAGGGUAUGAUCGCGCUCGACUCUGCCGUGUUCCCUAAGGGCACGAGUGGCUUUGCGCUCGAUGUCCUCGCUAGACAGUACCUGUGGCAGGAAGGUCUUGAUUACCUUCAUGGCACCGGUCACGGUAUUGGAUCCUACUUGAAUGUUCAUGAAGGACCCAUGGGCAUCGGAACCCGUGUCCAGUAUACUGAGGUCCCGAUCGCUCCUGGAAACGUCAUCUCGAACGAGCCUGGGUUCUACGAGGAUGGUAAAUUCGGCAUUCGCAUUGAGAACGUUAUCAUGGCACGUGAGGUCCAGACUCCGCACAAAUUCGGUGACCGACCUUGGUUGGGCUUUGAGCAUGUCACCAUGGCUCCGAUAGGACUGAAUUUGAUUGAACCAUCCCUUCUCAGUGAUAGCGAGAUCAAAUGGGUGAACGACUACCAUGCAGAGGUCUGGGAGAAGACUCAUCAUUUCUUCCAGAACGAUGAGCGUACUCGGAGCUGGCUUCAGCGCGAGACUCAGCCGAUCUCCAAGUGA